CCUACAACAAGUGCAAGAUUUGUGGGAAAGUGCUUUAUAAUUUGGAAAUUUUCAAAAUCCACAUGAGAUUUCAUACAGGGGAAAAGCCUUUCAAAUGCACCACUUGUGGGAGAGAGUUUACCUGGAAGUAUAACAUGGAGAGGCAUACAAGAACUCAUGCAGGGGAGAAGCCAUUUAGAUGCACUACGUGCGGGAAAAUGUUUACCCAUGAGUCAAGUUUUCAAAAGCACAUAAGGCCUCAUACAGGUGGGAAGCCAUUCCGAUGCACCACGUGUGGGAAAUGUUUUACCCAUGAAUCAAGUUUUCAAAGGCACGUAAGGACUCAUACAUGGCUGAGGCCAUUCAGAUGCACCACUUGCAGAAAAAGGUUUACCCGGAAGUCACAUUUGCAAACACACAUGAGGACUCAUACAGGGGAAAAGCCAUUCAGAUGCACCACGUGUGGGAAAAUGUUUACCUGGAAGUCAAGUCUUCAAAGGCACGCAAGGAUUCAUACAGUGGAGAAGCCAUUCAGAUGCACCACGUGCGGGAAAAUGUUUACCCAUGAGUCAAGUUUUCAAAGGCACAUAAGGACUCAUACAUGGCUGAAGCCAUUCAGAUGCACCACGUGCAGAAAAAUGUUUACCCGGAAGUCACAUUUGCAAACGCACAUGAGGACUCAUACAGGGGAAAAGCCAUUCAGAUGUGCCACAUGUGGGAAAAUUUUUACCUGGAAGUCACAAUGGCAAAUACACGUAAGGACUCAUACAGGGGAGAAGCCAUUCAGAUGCACCACGUGCGGGAAAAUGUUUUCCCGGAAGUCAAAUUUGCAAGAGCACAUCAGGACUCAUACAGGGGAGAAGCCAUUCAGAUGCACCACGUGUGGGAAAACGUUUAACCAGAAUUCAAGUUUACAAACGCACAUAAGGACUCAUACAGGGGAGAAGCCAUUCAGAUGCACCAUAUGCAAGAAAAUGUUUGCCCAUAAGUCAACUUUUCAAAGGCACAUCAGGACUCAUACAGGAGAGAAGCCAUUCAGAUGCACCACGUGCGGGAAAAUGUUUACCCAGAAGUCAAAUUUACAAAGUCACCUAAGGACUCAUGUACAGGGCAUAAGCAAUUCAGGUGCUGUGAUUAUGGAGGUGGUUUCACCUCAAAUUGUCAUCUCAAACAACAUGUCAUGA
Molecule: messenger RNA, 1163 nt
Organism: Lampris incognitus (smalleye Pacific opah)
Lineage: Eukaryota; Metazoa; Chordata; Actinopteri; Lampriformes; Lampridae
Product: gastrula zinc finger protein XlCGF26.1-like
Exons: 1
Coding region: 63-1163 (366 amino acids)
Biological process (GO): regulation of transcription by RNA polymerase II
Cellular component (GO): transcription regulator complex; PcG protein complex
Molecular function (GO): RNA polymerase II cis-regulatory region sequence-specific DNA binding; DNA-binding transcription factor activity, RNA polymerase II-specific
Source: RefSeq, a predicted model, not a curated record